Molecule: messenger RNA, 9595 nt
Organism: Linum trigynum
Lineage: Eukaryota; Viridiplantae; Streptophyta; Magnoliopsida; Malpighiales; Linaceae
Source: the annotation of a GenBank genome assembly
CUCGUAAUACAUCAUUUUCAGAAUCAAAGGUUCCAAACGACCCCGAAUUAUUGUCUAAAUUAAUGUUUGGUGAUUAUAUGGGAUUUGCUUGAUGCUAGUGGAUCCCAUAUGUGGGAUUUUUUUGUGCCAUGUGGAUUCAGUGAUUAUAAAAUCUUAUAUUAUGAAGAGGGGUUUUGACUUCUCCAAAAUUCAUGAGAUCAAAUUACCCAAAUAACCUUACAUAUUCCCUUUUUCAUGUAUAAUUGUUAUAUGUUUGUAAUAUUUUACAAACGCUCAUUGAACCGGGGUUAUUUUUUAACAAAAUAACUUGAUUCUGCUUCGCAUGCCCCUUACCCAAUAUCAUAUAUUACUCUUGCUCUAUUGCAUUGAAUUAAUGAUUUCUACUAAUUAUUUUUCUUUUGCCUUACCAAGUGAGAGAGCAAAUAUGCAAAGAUUUAUGGUGGUUUUUCAAAGUUUGAGAAGAAUUCAUGACACUUUCCCAUGCUUGGAAAUUACAGUUGGUCACAACAGUUAUCUCCAAUAUUACACAAUACCGGAUGAGAAUUAUUCAAUUACCUAUUGUUUUCCGGCGAGAAAACUUGCGUUGAAACGAAUUGAAUGCACUUUGAUUUCUUUGGACAACGAUCACUAAGACACGGUUCACACCUCUUCAAACAUAGUUCAAACGAGGGUGUUCGAUGUUUACACGACUCACGAGGCAGAAUCUAAAUUAAGUUACUCCUACUCCUAUGAAGGUUCAGUGAGAGCUCCAGAUCUACGACUACGGCUAAAAUUGCAGAGGAAAGGAUAAAGGGAUAAAAUUUGACAUUGUGUUGUCUGGUGUAAAUUUUGCGAACCUUUCCCUGUCAACUCCUCCUAUUUAUAGCAUUGAAGUGGUAACCGUCGUAGAAAAACUGCCUGAGAGUAACUUUCAAAAAGAACUGCUCCCCUUCUUCCUCGGACGUGGCUGACGUGUCCUUACACGUGGUAUAAUCGACAGUUGCUCUGUUAACCGCCUGCUCUUCAUCUUGGAACUGUCGUCUUGUUACUUGCCUCUCCCACGUGGCUUGCCUUCUUACUUCCAACUUGUUAGCUCAAAUCUUGGACAUAGUCUCACGAUGUGGUAUAGAUCUCGCGACCACGUCAGGCUCUAAAUUUAACGCCAACGUGGUCUAGAUCUCACGACUAUGUCGGGCUCUAAAUUUGACGCCAACGCGGUCUAGAUCUCACGACCACGUCGGACUCUAAAUUUGACGCCAACGCGGUCUAGAUCUCACGACCACGUCUUGUAAGUAAUCAAUAUGGUACACUAGUAUUUUUUUAGGUGUAAACACCUAUCAAAGUGAUUAAGCAAGUUGAAAGAAUAUGUUCUGAUUUCUUGUGGAGCUCAGAGAAGUAAGGGAAGAAGGCUAAGAUUAAGUUGUAGUAUGUAGCUAGACCAAAAAAAGAGGGAGGGCUGGGGUUCAAGGAUUUGAGGAGCUGGAAUUCAGCUUGUCUCAUCAGGCAUUUGUGGGCAUUAGCUUCAAAUUCAUCCUCUAUGUGGGCAACAUGGGUUAGACACUAUCAGCUCUCCUAUACAUCUAUCUAGGAUAUACAUAUCUACUUCUCCCAUAAUUUCUCAUUCUGAAACUCAUCUAUGGGCUGGACAUAUAAAUUAAGCCCGCAAUGUGUUAAUGUAUAUAUGGGAAAUUAUGGGAGAAGUAAGAUCCAAUUUAUAUUGUUUUUAUCUUUGCUGUUUUAUAAGGGGAAAAAGUGGGGUCAGUCUUAUUUUAAUAAAGGCCAACGGUGAGGCCCGAUCUCCAGUUUCGGAAAUGGGUACAGAUGCCAAAUCGCUCAUUGUCAUUAAAAAAAAAAAACAAAAAAACAAAGGCCUAUGAGUAAGAAUUUAUUAAUUUGUCUUGCUACCGGUUGGACAAUUCUCUUUUUUUUUUUUCUUUCUUUCUCCCUUGUAGCUAAUAUCUAUUGCCAAAUACCAAUUCUCCAAUUAGCCUUGCUAGCAAUAAGAAACAAUAUAUAAAUCAAUUGUAAAUCGAUAUAAUUUGGUCUCUUUUCUAAUAAUCUUUUUCUAUUCUCCCAUUUUACUAUUUGAUUCUUCUAAAUUAAUUCUCUUCUUUGAUUUAAUUGAGUUUAUGUAAGCUGUUCAAGUGAGCCUAGCUAAUUGACUAAUCAUAUAUUUAGUUACGGUUUGAUUCGAUCUCUUAAUUAGUUUCAAUUUUAAUUUCAACUUCUUAAUCAAACAUUUAUCAAUUCACAAAUAAUUGAAUUUUUUUUAUAAUUUUUUUUUCCAAAUUGAAGUUUUUGAAAUUCUAUUUGCCUUCUACAAUGAUACUAGAAAUGCUUAAUGGAUUAGUUAUUAUAGCAAUUGAAAACGAUCACCUUGAAAAUACGAAAAAUUGAAGAGCUCAUAGAUAAUAUUAUUUCAGAAAACGAUUAAAGAAUGUUAUUUUCCAAAUGAAAAUGUAAUGAUUUUAUUUAUUGAUUAAUGCAAUAAUUUUAUUUUAAUAUAUUUGUCGAAAAUAAUUUGGGCCAAAAAUAGUUGGUGGAACAGGGCCUCACGAGUUACAGGGCCGAUCCUGGGCUUAUUAUCCUCAACAGGAUCACUACCCUUGAUAAGGUUUAGGUGUGGAAUCCUUCAAUGAUUGACAAAUGUCCCCUUUGCCUCUCUACUACAAAAUCAUGAGAUUAUUUGUUUUUUGACUGUUUAUUCAAAGAAGGUUAUACAGGCUAUGUUUCAAUCACAAGUUCAAACUGGAGGGAGUUGGGACGACUCCUUGAGGCUAGCUAUUACUCAGUUCAAAGUUAAUUCCCCAGCUUCUGAUCGUGGCAGACUUCUUUGGAAUAUAGUGGUGAGUGAGUUGUGGAGGGAGCAGUGUAGGCAUUUAUAUGCAAAUGAAUCUCUGAUUGAAGCUCAACUACUGAAGAAGGUGCAUCAACUACUGUCUUUGCUACGAAAUGGCUUUCCUCGUAUAAGAAUCGCCAUUUCAGAAGGCGAAAUUCAUAGUAUAGUUUAAAGACGUUUUCUUUUUGUAAUAUGGUUUUCAGUUUGUCAUUGUGUAUAGAUUCCGAAGUUAGUCUGUACUUGUGGAUUGAUAUUGGUGAGGAUCAGUUACCCGUUAGAAUGGUAUUAUAAUCAUUCUUUCUUGAAGAAUAAACAACUUAUUCAUAAAUAAAAAAAUCAUUAAAGAUAAGAAGGUAAGUUCAUCAUUUAACCAAUAAAACCAAGGGAUACAAAUCCAUUUGGAAAUCCAACAAACAAAAAAUCCAUUCAUAAAAUCCAACACAAAAUCCAAUACAAAUCUAAAAUAAUAAAAUACAAUAUAAUCUUCAAUCCAUGAGUUUUCCUAAAUCUCUCAUUUUAUUAGAUUCUACAGCAAUAUCCCAGUCAAAUAGAAUCUUCCCUGCAUAUACAAUUUUCCAAAAACAGAUUUGCAAAACAGAGUUCUUCAAUACCACCUUCAAUAUGGCACAAAGUUCGGAAUCUCGCAUUCACUUUGUUGGCCAUACGUUCACAGUCACUCUCAAUUCACCCCAAAAUUAUUAGGAAAUAGAAUAUAAUAAGAUUGUUCAUCAUAAGAAAUAACCUGAGAUUGACUACAAGUACAAUUACAUGUAAAUUUUAAAGAGAAAAUAUGAAAUUGAAAAAAGAAAAAGACAAUUUGGAAAUUUGGCUAAUAGAGUAGGCAUUACUUAAACUUUUUUCUUUUAUGAAGUGAUACGUAUUAAUUACACAAACUUAUUAAAACUAGCAAUAAAUCAAAUUUGUUGGAUGAAUAUGAACGAUCCAAAAACACAUAUGUACUUGUAGAAAACUAGCUUUGGUCCUGCCCUUUGGGCAGGUGGACACAUAAAUAUUGUUUUUAUAUCAUAUAUUAAGUUUUAAUUUUUUUUUUCCCUUUAUUUGUAGUUUCUAGCUCCUAUGCAGACGUCCCGGUAGUUUGGCCUAUACCACACCAUGUGUGUAGUGAGAGAUACUUUUUGUCUGAAUAGUCUUGAAAAUAAAUUUAGUCUUAGCUCCUUUCAUUCUUUAAAGAUUGAUUGACGAAAUGAAGUUAGUAUUUAUCAACAUCGAAAAAUCGAAGUAAAAUUUUUAUGAGUAUUUCCAAAUUGAUGUUAUUCAUAGCACUUGCAAAUUAUUUAGAACAAACAAAUAGUGUGUUCUUUGACAUCAUAGUUUAAUAUAUGUUUUUUAUAUUGUUACGAUUCUCAGAUUUGUGUUUGGUAUAAAGUAACUCUAGUGGUUUAGAUCUAGAUCAAGUAGAGGCUGCCUCUUUUUUGUAGAACCAGGAGGUUUAGUGUUUCCGAGCUUAUUUCAUAUUUUGUCAUUUUCCUUUAGAGUGUUAUGUUGAAUGAAUGUUUAUUAUCAAAUUAUUGUUUUAAAUUAUAAAAUGUGGAUGAAUCACUAAGAAUUGAUAAUUACUAUGCAGCUAGAUUUGAGUCCGACAUAUGCCUAAGAAUAUUACAAGGAUCCAUAUCUUGGUAAUGUCUACGUAACAUAUUAAAACUACCAAGAAAUUGAGUUUGGUGGAUGAAUAAUAUAUAUGAACUAUAUACACUACCAUAUCUACUUAUGUUGACUAGCUUUGUGCAUGUCCAUUGGCUCGAUGGACAUAAUGUUGUGUUUUAUUCCACUAAUUAAGUUUUAUUUGUACUUUAUUUGUACUUUUUGUAUUAGUGAAAAAAUAUUAUUAAUAAAGAAAACAAUGUUUAUAGUUUAACAAGAAACUUUUGUUUUUUGUAUUUUCCAGCUCUUAUCCAACUGUCUCGUAGUUUGCUGUAUCAUGUCAUUCAUUUUUAAUGUGAGAGAUAGUUUUUGUUUGAAUAACCUUGUAAAGUAAUAAAGACUUAUAGAAACAUAAUAGUAGAGAUUUUUAAAGGAUACAAUGAAAGGGAAAAAAUAAAAUGUUCUUCUUAGAUAAUGAUUUGGAAAAGAACACCCCAUGAAGUUAUAGAGGAUCCACAUGACACAUGAUCUUAUUGAUCGCUAUGUUUUGUUCCAAAGUUACAGUUUUGCGAACCCCCCCCCCCCCCCCCCCCCCCCCCCCCCCGCGGCUGCUCUAGAUGAACACCUCAUUCUCUUCCAUGGUAAGGAGUAUGUUGACUUAAUUAGUAAAAAUACCUCAAAGAUCGACGGCAAGAAAAAACAAGGACCACUUUUGGGAAUUCAACCUCUCAGAGGGAGGGGAUUGCCCGAUGUUCGCCAACAUCUACACUUUCUGUCGGACCUAUGUGAGACAGAAUAUACCCAGAUUGUUCUUUAUAUCAUAUUUGACAGAUAGUUUCACCUCUCCAUUCAGUGUAGCUUGUAUGGGGUGUCGAAUAUACCACACUAUAUGGUGCUUAUUACAUUGCAGAAUAACCGGAGCUAACACAAAUCAGUAACCUAUCUUUAUAGCAUGCAAUAUUCGAUUCCGAGAGAGGGAGAAGCUAAAAUUCUUUUAAGAUAAUGUGACCUUCACUUCAACAUUCUCCUCUAUGCUAGAUUUAGAAUGCAGUAUAAGAUCAUAAGACUCACAUUCUUGUGCCAUCUCCACCGCAUACCCUUCUUUUAUAAGGCAGUCCAGAAUAUGCAACUCUCAUUUCCAACCGACGAUCAUAGCUGUUCAUGACAAGAGCUUCGUAUCCUUGUUAGCCUCGCUUACACGACGCAGAUUGAUGUAUGUCUCAUCUUUCUAACAAUCCACAAACCAAUCUCUCUCAAAAGUUUCUGCCCUUGAUGAAAAGAAGCUCCUGUUUUUCAAUAACAGUCUCCAAGCGAGCCGGAACAUUUAUACACGUUGGAACCGUGGGAGGCGGGGAGUCUUCACUCCGUGAGUGCUUCACUCCAUGAUUGACAUCGACGCCCAUCAUGGGAAUGGUGUGGAUGAAGCUUUUUAUACUAACAAUAGGGUGAUGACAGUGUCAUUCCACAAGUAUGAAAAUAUCUAUGUUGCUAAUAAAGUUAUACCAUGUUUUCCUCCUACUGGACACCAAGAUCAUAGUGGAUGCGGUGAUGGAAGAGGUUAUUCUGUCAAUGUUCCUCUAAAUGACGGUAUUGAUAAUGACACAUAUUGGAGUAUGUUUAAACCCAUUAUUGAUAAGGUAAUGAAAGUCUUUAACCCCCAUGCUGCGGAUUCCUUAGCCGGUGAUAUGCUAGGUCCCUUCAACUUGACAAUCAAGGGGCAUGGGCGAUGUGUAAAUUACAUCUGAUCAUUCGACAAGCCAUUGUUGCUCCUUGGUGGUGGGGGAUACACCAUUCAGAAUAUAGCACGAUGUUGGUGUUACGAGGUUUCUUUUCUAUCUUUAAUUCUAUAUAUUAUCGAUUUUUCAUUGAACUGCUAUUUCAGGAUUCUAAAUUAGAUCAUGAUUGAAAUUGCCGAAGAGAUUGAGGGCAAGAUCUCAUAAUGUGUUUACCUAGAUUACUAUGUGCCAGAGUACAAUCUUCACAUUGAUCCAAGUAACAAGGUGAAGAGAAACACUUCUUCGCAAUGUCAAAAAAUCUUAACUGAUGUGUAUAGGCACUUGUCCAACAUACCGGCAGUUCCCAGCGUGCAAUUUCAAGAGAUAUCUCCCGUGAUAGGAUUUCCCGAGGUGUGUUCUUUGGUUCCAACGUCUGCAAUAGUUUUGUGGUUAGUUUUCUGUUGAACUUUUUAAUUGAUUCACUUUUUAUCUUCUCCUUUUUUUUUUAAGUUAUCUUCUUCUUUUCAGGUUGGGGGAAAUGCAUGAUUUCCACACGAGAUUAAUUGAUGGUAAGAUUCCCAUAUUUGAUGGAUGGUGACUUAUGAUUGUACUUUUGAUGGCAACAAUCUUCCUUGCUUUUAAUGACCAUGAACUAGUGAAUUCAUGUGAUUGACCUGUGAAAAGUGUGUUAGCUUAUAUUUGCUCUCAGCAUGUCUUAAAUUAGUAAGUUGAGGUGGCAGCAAAAUUGAGGUCUUAUGAGUUGGUUGGGUUGAUUGAUUUUGGCUUUCAUCCUGACUUUGUCGAAGCCAAAUUUGUUGGAGUGGUACAUGGAGAAAGUUGCCAGGGUGAAACGCCCAACCAUCAACACCGAAUGAGAAAGCAACAGUUCCCAUCUCGCGCGGGGGGGGGGGGGGGGGGGGGGGGGGUUGAAGAAGACUUUUAGAAAUAUAAUUGUAGAGAUUUUUAAGAGAUGCAAUGAAAGAGAAAAUUCUAAGAUGAGUAUUGAAAAUAAGUCCUUAAAUGAGCUGGAAUAUGAAUCCAAAUAUCAAAGCGAAUAUAGUGUCAAAUAGAAAACAUCAUUAUCACCACGUAUUAUUACCACACCACUCAUUACCACCUUCCCUUCAUCAAAACCCACUCAUAGUUAAGACUUAGGCAUCUUUCUCUUUUGAUCUUACCCAAUGAAAACUUUUUUUUACAAAUCAUACUGGAUAUGACCCUCUUGCUUGGGCUUCGCAACAAAUGGAGGAUGGAUAACACGUAUGAUAUUUAAAGCAAAAUGUAACUCUUAAAAUAUAAAUGCAAAAGCAACAAAAAUGUUACAAAAAUGUGAGAGGGCUUUGUAUCGAUUUGUACACGUUGGCCAAUGAUGCUGUGAAAUUUAGUAAAAUUUUAAUUCUUAAUACAUUAUUACAAAAACAGCAAGAAAAAUCACAAAAAUGUUGUGAAACAAUUCUAAGCAAUUUGCACUCGCUCGCCAACAAAACUAUGGAUCUAUACAAUAUUGACUAAGAAUAAACUAUUUGAUUUAGCAAAAAGGUAAUUGAUUAUGCAUCUAUUAUGCCCCACCAAACAAAAAUGUUAACUUAGAAGUUAACCUGUAUUUUCAACUAAGAUGGAAAAAAAGAAAGAAAUAAGAGAAUUUGAAAAAAUCAACAAAAUCAAAGAAAAGAUGGAAGAACCAAGUAUAUAUGGUUUUGUACUUUUGUUGGGUAUGAUGCUAUUUUCUUCCUUUUCAUUGAGAGUGAUAGAUUUCAUUGUUAACUUUCUAUUCGAUUAAGGUGAGAGAGAUGAGUAAAAAUGUAAAACCACAUACGAAAUUUGGUUUCGAGCAUAAGAGAUGAGUAAGAAUAAAAAACCAAAUACGAAAAAGAAAUUAGUUUCAACUCAACAAACAAAAAUUGAUUUGUAAAAGUCAUGAUUAUGAUGAAAAAAACGAGGAGAGAGGCGAAAUACGGAGAUAAUGGGAUAAAAAAAAGAGAUCAUUAGAAAGUUGUCAUGUGUACUCAACUACUCAUUAAAAGUUUAGCUUUAAAGUUUAAGGGGUCCCUUCACUUGCUUGUUGGAUUGGAUUUGGGUGCCGAAAACCAUGUUUGUUGAAAAUUUUUGAGGGUUCAGAGAUUUGCAAAAACCUAGCGAAGAUGUGAGAUUUAAGAAAGGGGUAUAAAUCCAUGAUGGUAAAUGACUUAUAUACCUUUAUUUUAUUUUCAGAUUACAAUUGUAUCCUCAAUAUCCCAUGUUAUUGAUUGUGUGCCUAGGAAGAUUCAAAAUUUAUAGGAAUUAUGGACAAAGAUUAUUUUCAAAUACUUCAAAUUCAUUAUUUUCAUCAAAUAUUAACUAUUCACUAUACCUUUUUUUCUUUCUAUGUUGGGAUAAGAUUAAAGUGAGCCUAUCUUGAUUAGGAAUCAUGUUGAAUUGGUCGAAAUUGGUUUAUAUGAAAAAACACAUAACAAAGAAAUAAGGACAACAAGGUAAAUUGUGUUUUAUACUACAAAUAUAAUUUAUCAAAAUCCAUCAUGAAAUCCAACAAGCAACCAAUAGUUUUUUUUUUCCAUAUCCAUAAUGAACCAAAUCCAUCAUAAAUUCAAGGUUUCCAAAAUCCAGCCCUCAUUUUCAAAUGGUAAGAAAGAAUCAAUUAAUUCUAGCGUUGCAUACGAAAAGCAUAUUGACCUUUCCUCGCAAAUGGCAAGUAUUCUGGGUAUGAGCAGGGGGCGGACCUAUGUGUUGCUAAGGGGUGUGGUCCGACACCCCUUUGUCCGAAAUUUUGUGAAGAACCUAUAUGUUUACAAAAAAUUUUAAUACGAGAUUUCCAACACCACUUUAAUAAUUAUAGUCGAUACUCGUUCAUUAGCCGACACCCCUCUUCAACAAUCCCGGAUUCGCCACGAGGUUUACUCCAAUGGCCUUAUUCACUUACACUUCUAAAAAGCCAUUUAUGAACAGAGGAUAAUGUACCGUUAAAAGGCAAUAUUACAAUUAGCCAAUAUUUCAGCCAUUAAGAGCAUCUCCAUCAAUACAAUAGCAAAAGAAAUUGCAUUUUUGUUUUUUAUUGUCAACUCAAAUUUUUUGCAAUCCACAUCACAUUCAUUUCAUUCACCUAGAUCAAUGCAAUUAACUUGCAAUUGCAAAUGUAAUAAAAUAUUAUGUUUACAUUAUAAAAAAUUAAGUAAAAGAUAAAAGAAAAUAAUAUAAAGUAAAAAAUCCUCAUUUUUUAAGGCUUUUUUGACUUGCAUAUGAAAUUGCAUUUGUUGCAAGCUUGCAAAGCAAAUAUGCAGUUGGUAGCCACAUCAAUGCAAUUGGUUUUGCAAUUGCAAACACCUAUGACAUGUCAAUUUGCAAUUGAGAAUAACAAUACCAAUGUGGAUGCUCAUACAGAGAAGCAUGCUGGACACACGCACGCAAAUAUUCACAAAAUCUAAAGCAUCCAGCACCAAUAGGGUAAUGAAAAUCUAAUGCUGAU